Molecule: messenger RNA, 1343 nt
Organism: Aplysia californica (California sea hare)
Lineage: Eukaryota; Metazoa; Mollusca; Gastropoda; Aplysiida; Aplysiidae
Product: mediator of RNA polymerase II transcription subunit 10
Exons: 4
Coding region: 576-980 (134 amino acids)
Biological process (GO): positive regulation of transcription by RNA polymerase II
Cellular component (GO): chromatin; mediator complex
Molecular function (GO): transcription coregulator activity
Source: RefSeq, a predicted model, not a curated record
UCCGGUUUAAUGUUUGUGACGCUCUCAGUUCAGUUCCACUUUGUCUCAGUUCCUAUCGUAAGGCUGUGUCUCAGUUUAUAAAGUCCUCAAACUCCUAAUUCCUUUGUGGAGUAAAAAUCUGUUUUGACUUCCAAACCGAGUCAAUGUGCCCUACUCUCGUUAAACUAUAAUCCAGAGGUUUUAGAUAACUGUGGACAGUAAACUAGAGUUCGACAAAUCAGGAGAACCCAUGUGUGACAUGUGUAAUGACGAGUAAUGUGCAGUUGUUGUACUGUGUGGGCUUAGCUAUAUUACUAGAUCUAGAUUCUAGACUAGAUCUAUUACUAUUAAUGUAAACAGUGUAGUUUAAAGUGGAGCCGGAGCUCGAACUGGAAGACUUGUUUAUCAACGGUGAAGGCCAAAUUUAUUGAAAUUCGAAGCCCUGCUGAUAUUCAAUGAUAUUGAUUGACAUUGCUAUUUUCCGAUUAUUGAGAUCAUGUAACUGAAGAGGAGAGCACACCUAAGGCCAAGUGACAUCGAACGGACGCAUACCACUUGAUCUACACCACACCUUGCUUGCCUCCCCCAGGAUAAAAAUGGCUGAAAAAUUCGAAGCCCUAGAACAACAGCUUGAGCUGUUUAUUGAGAACACUCGACAGAUGGGAAUCAUUGUCAGUGAUUUCCAGCCUCAAGGCCAGAAUGUCUUGAACCAAAAAAUUCAGACGAUGGUGACCGAGCUGAAUGAGAUAGACAAACUGAGGACUCAAAUUCAAGAUGUUCAAGUCCCUCUUGAGGUGUUUGACUAUAUUGACCAGGGCAGAAACCCGAGCCUUUACACCAAAGACUGCCUGGAGAAGGCCUUGGCUAAGAAUGAACAAGUGAAGGGAAAAACAGAUAGCUUGAAGAGAUUCAAAGCCAUGUUGCUUCAGGAAUUAUCUAAAGUAUUUCCCAGUGAGAUUGAGAUGUACCGAGCUUUGAAACUUGGACGUGGACCGACGUAGACGCAUAGUCUUGUCAUUGUUAUUUUGCUUUGGUUACAGUGUCCUUGGCUUAUAGUGGGGUAGCAGCUCAAGUAUUGUAAUUUGGGGUUUUGGCGAAAAACAAUUUUUUUAUUCCAAGGCUGUGAGAAGCUCUGUGGUAACACCUCUAAUCUGUGGCUCUCUGACCUUAUAGUGUUACUGCAAGUACAGUAAACCUUUGACUAAAACUAAAGCACUGGGAAUUGGCACAUGCCCUGUAAAAAACUCAAAAUUAGUGCACAUUUUUGGGUGGUCGUUGAAAUUGGAAUUCUUGGUAUUGUUGAUGGAUAUAGAGAUGAAAAAUCAAUUGUUGUUGUGGGUGGGGGGGGGGGGGGGUUGUUUUGU